AUGGAUUCGCAGGCUCAACUUGAUAAAAAAAAAAAGGCAUUUUUACAUUUUAUAUUGAGAAACUUUUUUUCUUAACUUAAAAAAGAGUCUAAUAUAAAAUAGAUCAUUCAAUCUAAAAAUGAAGAAUAGAUGAUUCAAUUUAAAAAAAAGAAAAAAUAUGGAAUAAAGGAAUUAAAUUUGGCUAGGUCUAAAGAAAAUUAAAGGGAUGUCAAAUUUAGGGCUUAUUUAACUCAUAUAGCUCCAAAUUUAAUUUUUAAAGCAAGAUUAAGUUUAGAAUCAAUUACUGAUUAUUUUGAAGAACUUGAUAUUUUAUAAUAAAUUGUACAAAGCCCAGAGAAGAGUUAUUAAUUGAAAUCAUUUAAAAAUUUGAAUUCUUCUAAAAAUAAAAAAUAAUAUCUAAAAAAAUCCUAAUAAUAGGAAUAAUAAAAUUAGGUUAUUACACUUGAUUCAGCAUAAAAUUAAUUAAUAGAAUAAUAAAAAUAUGAAAUAUUAUUUGAUGAAAAUGAUUAUUUUAUAAAUGAAAUAAAUAUGUCUGAAUAAAUUAUUUGA
Messenger RNA from Paramecium sonneborni, 549 nucleotides. The record is from the annotation of a GenBank genome assembly. NCBI's taxonomy places the organism in Eukaryota, Ciliophora, Oligohymenophorea, Peniculida, Parameciidae.